Molecule: messenger RNA, 2716 nt
Organism: Globicephala melas (long-finned pilot whale)
Lineage: Eukaryota; Metazoa; Chordata; Mammalia; Artiodactyla; Delphinidae
Gene: DBN1
Product: drebrin 1
Biological process (GO): positive regulation of axon extension; neuron projection morphogenesis; postsynaptic actin cytoskeleton organization
Cellular component (GO): site of polarized growth; postsynaptic membrane; postsynaptic density
Molecular function (GO): actin filament binding
Source: RefSeq, a predicted model, not a curated record
CGCCGGCCGGCUCCCCUCCCCCGGCCGCUGGCUCGCUCGGCUCGCAACGCUGCAGAGGCUCCGAGGCGGCGGCGGCGCGGCGACUCCCUCUUUCCCUCCCUCCUUCUCCGUCCGUCCGUGCGUCUGUCCGUUCGGCCUCGGUCCGGCCCGCAGCAUGGCCGGCGUCAGCUUCAGCGGCCACCGCCUGGAGCUGCUGGCGGCGUACGAGGAGGUGAUUCGGGAGGAGAGCGCGGCCGACUGGGCUCUGUACACAUAUGAGGAUGGCUCAGAUGACCUCAAGCUUGCAGCGUCAGGAGAUGGGGGCUUGCAGGAGCUCUCUGGCCACUUUGAGAACCAGAAGGUGAUGUAUGGCUUCUGCAGCGUCAAGGACUCCCAGGCUGCUCUGCCGAAAUACGUGCUCAUCAACUGGGUUGGCGAAGAUGUGCCUGAUGCCCGCAAAUGUGCUUGUGCCAGCCACGUGGCUAAGGUGGCCGAGUUCUUCCAGGGCGUUGAUGUGAUCGUGAACGCCAGCAGUGUGGAAGACAUAGAUGCGGGCGCCAUCGGGCAGCGGCUCUCCAACGGGCUGGCACGGCUUUCCAGCCCCGUGCUGCACCGACUGCGGCUGCGUGAGGAUGAGAACGCCGAGCCGGUGGGCACCACCUAUCAGAAGACCGACGCAGCUGUGGAGAUGAAGCGGAUUAACCGCGAGCAGUUCUGGGAGCAGGCCAAGAAGGAGGAAGAGCUGAGGAAGGAGGAGGAGCGGAAGAAGGCUCUGGAUGAGAGACUCCGGUUUGAGCAAGAGCGGAUGGAGCAGGAGCGGCAGGAGCAGGAGGAGCGGGAGCGGCGCUACCGGGAGCGGGAGCAGCAGAUCGAGGAGCACAGGAGGAAACAACAGACUUUAGAAGCAGAGGAGGCCAAGAGGCGGUUGAAGGAGCAGUCUAUCUUUGGUGACCAGCGGGAUGAGGAGGAAGAGACCCAGAUGAAGAAGUCAGAAUCGGAGGUAGAGGAGGCAGCAGCCAUUAUUGCCCAGCGACCUGAUAACCCACGGGAGUUCUUUAAGCAGCAGGAAAGAGUUGCAUCGGCCUCCGCAGGCAGCUGUGAUGUGCCCUCACCCUUCAACCACCGACCAGGUCGUCCGUACUGCCCUUUCAUAAAGGCAUCGGACAGUGGGCCUUCCUCCUCCUCCUCUUCCUCCUCCUCCCCUCCACGGACUCCCUUUCCCUAUAUCACCUGUCACCGCACCCCAAACCUCUCUUCCUCCCUCCCAUGCAGCCACCUGGACAGCCACCGGAGGAUGGUGCCUACCCCCAUCCCUGCCCGGAGCCCAUCUGACUCCAGCAUGGCCUCUACCCCUGUCACUGAGCAGAUCGAGCGGGCCCUGGAUGAGGUCACGUCCUCGCAGCCUCCACCACUGCCACCACCACCCCCAGCAGCCCAAGAGACCCAGGAACCCAGCCCCGGCCUGGAUAGUGAAGAGACCAGCAAGGAAGCCAGAGCAGCAGACCCUCAGGCCUGGGCCAGCCCCCUGGAGGAGUCCCCUCAGGCACCAGAGCCUCCCCAGGGCCAAGGCAGCCCCACAGAGGACUUGAUGUUCAUGGCGUCUACAGAGCAGGCAGUCCUGGCUGCCUCUCUAGAGCCUGCCAUGGCUGGAGCCUCUGCAGCUGACACCCCAGCAGCUGAUGCCAUUGAAACCGACGCUGCCGCUGCUGACACCAGUGUUGCCAACACCGUCACCCCUGCCACUGCCAGCCUCAUUGACCUAUGGCCUGGCAAUGGGGAAGGGGCCUCCGUACCCCAGGCUGAGCCUAGGGCCCCCACACCACCCUCAGGUGCCGAAGUCACUCUGGCAGAAGUGCCCCUGCUGGACGAGGUGGCUCAGGAGCCACUGCCGCCGGCUGGUGAAGGCAGUGCCAACCUUCUCAAUUUUGAUGAGCUGCCUGAGCCACCAGCCACCUUCUGUGACCCAGGGGAGGAAGUAGAAGGGGAGCCCCUGGCUGCCCCCCAGGCUCCAACUCUGCCCUCAGCUCUAGAGGAGCUGGAUCAGGAGCCGGAGCCGGAGCUGGAGCCAGAGCCCCAGCUGCUGACCAAUGGCGAGACCACCCAGAAGGAGGGGACCCAGGCCAGUGAGGGGUAUUUCAGCCAAUCACAGGAGGAGGAGUUUGCCCAAUCGGAAGAGCUGUGUGCAAAGGCUCCACCUCCUAUGUUCUACAACAAGCCUCCAGAAAUCGACAUCACCUGCUGGGAUGCAGACCCGGUACCAGAAGAGGAGGAGGGCUUCGAGGGUGGCGACUAGCGGUGAUGCUUGCCCUCAGGCUGCCCUCGCCAAGGCCGCCCACCUGCGCUGGCCUCUGGCCAGACGGCCCGCAGUGCCUGCACUUGCAGCAGCUCCGCCUGGCACCCACUCUGGAUUCCGGCCCUGGCCGGGGACUUGGCCGCUUCCCUACCCACAGGGCCCUACUUUUACAGCUUUUCUCUCUUUUUUAAAGUUGAUAGGAGACUUGUACAGUUGACUGGUUUUCCUCCCGUUGGUAGUUGAGAUGCUGUUGCAAAUUCCACCCCCUUCCCACCCGGUCCAGAUUGUAGCUCUUAGUCCUCCCUGCUCACUCAGCUGGCCGGGGUGGAGGCCUCACCCUGCUUGGGGCCUGGCGUGGGGGGAAGUUCUGGUGGGAAAAUGUUCCCCCCACCUCUUUUCCUAGUUUUCUGUUUCUUGGAAAAAUAUCACUUUGUAUUCUCUGUC